This is a messenger RNA of Salarias fasciatus (jewelled blenny), 1905 nucleotides long. RefSeq names its product caspase recruitment domain family, member 9 (gene card9). Gene Ontology annotation, molecular function: CARD domain binding. The record is from RefSeq and is a predicted model, not a curated record. Gene Ontology annotation, cellular component: cytoplasm. The transcript is spliced from 14 exons. Gene Ontology annotation, biological process: positive regulation of canonical NF-kappaB signal transduction; regulation of apoptotic process. Bases 61 to 1785 code for a protein of 574 amino acids. NCBI's taxonomy places the organism in Eukaryota, Metazoa, Chordata, Actinopteri, Blenniiformes, Blenniidae.
CAGGUAGCUGGAGGGUCUGGAACACUGUGGAGUGUGUGUGGUAAUUUCUCCGGUUCUCUCAUGGACUCUCCCAGUGAGGACGACCUCUGCUGGCUGCAGCUGGACGACUUCAGGAUGCUGCUCAUCAAAAACAUCGAGCCGUCCAGGAUCACACCCUACCUGCGCCAGUGCAAGGUGAUCAGCGCUGAGGAUGAGGAGCAGCUCUUCAACGACCCUUCGCUCAUCAUCCGGAGGAGGAAAGUCGGAGCCCUGCUGGACAUGCUGCAGAGAACGGGGGUCAAAGGUUACACGGCCUUCCUGGAGAGUCUGGAGCUGGACUAUCCUCAGCUGUACAGCCGGAUCACCGGGAAGGAGCCCAACAAGAAGUUCAGCAUCUUGAUUGACACUGCAGGGGAGUCGGCCCUCUCGGCCUUCCUGAUGGCGGAGCUGAGCCGCCUGCAGAGGGCGCUGCAGGAGGAGAAGAGGAGGAGGCAGCAGGCCUGCUCCGUCGCUAAGCAACAGGAGGCGUGGUCUCGCCAGCAGCAGCUCCUGGAGCGGGAGCUGAAGAAGCUGACGGAGCGGCUGCAGAAGCUGCAGGAGGAGCGCGAGAGGAGCAGCGAGGAGGUGAAGCGCCUGCGAGAGCAGAACUACACCCUGAUGGAGCAGAUCAACACCCUGAACCAGGACCGCAGCGACGCCCUGCUCAGCAACCGGGACCUGCAGAUCCAGGUGGAGCGUCUGAAGAUGCGGGCGGAGAGUCAGAGCCGGCUGCUGAGGAGACGCACGCUGAGGCCGCUGCAGGAGAGCCGGAGCCUGGACCCCAGGAGCUUCCAGCUCCACCAGCUGCAGGAGCAGGAGGAGGAGAACCAGGAGAACCAGGAGCAGAACCAGGAGCAGAACCAGGAGCAGAACCAGGAGCAGAACCAGAAGAACCAGGAGCAGAACCAGGAGAAGAACCAGGAGCAGAAACAGGAGGAGGCGAAGCAGCAGCGCAGAGGCCCUCAGAAGAACCUCCUGGCCUCCGUCUUCAGACUGAGAACCGAGCUGCACCGAGCAGAGGAGCAGAGAGCCAGGAGUGUGGAGGAGCAGGAGGAGCUGGAGCUGCGUUGUGCUCAGCUGAAAGGAGACGCCAAGAUGUACCGUCAGCAGAACAAACAGACCCUGCGGCAGCUGGAGGAGGUGAUCCGGGAGAGGGACAAGGCGAUGGCGUCGCAGGCGGAGCGGCAGGAGGAGGCGCGGCAGCUCCUGCAGGAGAAGGACCAGUACAGGGAGCAGGUCCGGCAGCUGACGGAGCACUCUGAUAGGCUGGAGCUUGGCCUGCUGAGGUCAAAGGGGGAGGAGCUACAGCUGAGGGCACGCCUCCGCAGGAUUACCUGCAACUCAAGCCAGUGUGACAGAAGUGUGAGCAGUGACGAAGAAGAUGAGUCAACAGACAACAUUCUAGAAGCGUGCUGUGUGGAGGUGAACUCAGGCAGCAGCGUGGAGGUGCACAGCGAGGACGUGCACAGUGAGGACAUGCAUGGAGAGGACGUGCACGGAGAAGACGUGCACGGCGAGGAGGUGCACGGCGAGGAGGUGCAUGGCGAGGACGUACACGACACCGGUCCUCCUUCAGGGAGAAGCAGUGAAACCAGGCGAAGAGCCAGCAAUGUUGCAUCAUGGGACAAGCGAAACAACGGAGUCCGGAUCCGCUCUCGGUUCUGUGACCGCAGGAAGCGUGCUCUGAGGUCAAAGGUCAUCAGUGGGGAGCACACGGCCCGUAACCAUGACGACAGCAGCUGCAGCGACGUCGUCGUGUCGGAGUAACCGAGAGCCCGCUGACCUUUGACCUGAUACUGAGACCUGAGACCAUGGCUGUGUUCGAAACCGCUUACUGCCUACUACAUACUUCCAUAUCCAUACUGUCCAUACUGCAUACUGCACACC